Molecule: messenger RNA, 1750 nt
Organism: Dendrobium catenatum
Lineage: Eukaryota; Viridiplantae; Streptophyta; Magnoliopsida; Asparagales; Orchidaceae
Product: probable transcription factor KAN2
Exons: 6
Coding region: 352-1389 (345 amino acids)
Biological process (GO): regulation of DNA-templated transcription; abaxial cell fate specification
Cellular component (GO): nucleus
Molecular function (GO): transcription cis-regulatory region binding
Source: RefSeq, a predicted model, not a curated record
UCCUACAAGGACGCAAGAAACAAAUACUUUCACCACAUCUUCUCAAGGGUGAUUAUAGCCCUCCACUCCUUUCAGCCUCUUCAUAGAGCUAGCUCCAAUUCCAUUGCCUUCGCAAGUGCCCUUCAUUCUUAUCACAGCUCUCUUCUUCUCGCACUUCAUUCUGUGCAAGAGAAAAGAACUAAAACGAUCAACACUAAAGGAGCAAGUAGCUAGUUAGCAUCAUCUGAAACCAGAGAAAGCAGAACAAAGUAAGAACAGUAACAAAAGAGAAGCGUGUUUGUGCGUGUGUUUUGAAAAAGAGAUAGAAAGAGGUUCUUUCCCUUCUGCUUUUGAUCCCAAAGAAGACAAACAAUGGAGCUGUUUCCAGCUCAACCAGACCUUUCACUACAGAUAAGCCCUCCAAGCAGCAGCAAACCGAGUUCAAGAUGGAGUAACGGCUCAACAGAAGAAACCAUCGACUUGGGAUUUUGGAGAAGAACCGCCGCCUCCGCCACACCCCUCCUGCCGGCGAAGUCCUCCGACGGUGCGGGAACCAUCGGUUUCGACCUCUCCCUCACAAAUCCCUCUCCCUCAACCGCAACUAUCUCACAUCCUCCUCCUUUACUCCAUGAAUCCCAACGCCAAGAUCUCGCCUUUCUACGACCCAUUCGCGGAAUCCCAGUCUACCAUACCUCUCCAUCCUUCCCUUUUCCACCUCCUCACCAUGUUCACCUCUUCGACUCCACGAGGUCGCCGUCGAGGUUUCUUCCGAGGUUUCCAGCAAAGAGGAGCAUGAGAGCGCCCAGGAUGCGGUGGACUUCCACUCUCCAUGCUCGCUUCGUUCAUGCCGUUGAGCUCCUCGGCGGACAUGAAAGGGCGACCCCAAAAUCGGUUCUCGAGCUUAUGGAUGUGAAAGAUCUCACCUUGGCUCAUGUGAAAUCGCACCUGCAGAUGUAUCGAACUGUCAAGACCACUGAUAAGGCCGCAACUUCUUCAGGUCAAAGUGAGCCCAUCGAGAUCUCCGACGACAACUUGUUUGAUUCUCACAAUUCCCCGGGAACUGAUCACUCUUCAGUUCAGAACUUAAGGCCAGCAGAUCAAAAUUCCACGAAAUCUUAUGGAUUAUGGAGCAGUUCCUCAAGGGGAGACUGUUACCCGGACAAGCUAAAGGAGUCAACCAUUGGAAGCUUGCCUUGCUUUGAGAGAAUAGUUCAAAGAAGCUCAAUCUUGAUUUCACUUUGGGAAGGCCACAGUGAUCAAACAUUGCAUGAAAAAGAUGAUGAUGUGAUGAAAAGAAGACAGUCCUUUGAUUUUUUGAAUCAGAGGAAAAAGAAGGAAGACAAGGAAAAAAAGAGUCUAAAAGAGCGUGAAAGUAGGGUGCAGGGAGAGAGAGAGAGAGAGAUGAAGUAACUGAAAAAUCAAAGAGCCUUAAGGCUGUAUUUUAUGACUUUUUGAUUGCAAAGUGCAAGUGAGAGAGUGUUAUAGAGAGACAGUGAGAGAGAAAAGAGGAGAAGGUCGACCUUUAAGAUUCGUAAAGCACAAAAGAGCUUUGGGUCGGUAGUUUUCUUACAUGUGCACGUGAUUUGCUUUGUAGCUUACCAACAAAGAGUAAAGCUUAGGAGCUGAAUCAAGCGCCAUGAAAUUUUAGUCUAUAUAUUUGAAGUAGUUUAAAUUCUCUAAGUAAAUUUACAGUGAAGUUAUUGGUAUAUCACAUUGUUUUCUACACUUAUAUCUCAAGAUAUUAUGCUCUUUGAUUAAAGAGGUUUAAUGA